Perkinsus marinus ATCC 50983 is the source of this 789-nucleotide messenger RNA. RefSeq lists its product as hypothetical. NCBI's taxonomy places the organism in Eukaryota, Perkinsozoa, Perkinsida, Perkinsidae. The record is from RefSeq and is a predicted model, not a curated record. Gene Ontology annotation, biological process: pseudouridine synthesis. The transcript has 7 exons. Gene Ontology annotation, molecular function: calcium ion binding; pseudouridine synthase activity; RNA binding. Bases 1 to 789 code for a protein of 262 amino acids.
AUGAAACAUCUGAUAUCGAUAUUCAACUCACUUGCCAGAGGGAAGAAGACUCUCGACUACUCCGAUUUUGAAAACGGUUUCGCCCUUGUUAACUACUUCAUCAAUUAUGAGGAGUAUUCAAGUUUGUAUGAAGCCUCUGGUGGUCAUCCCCCAAAGAGAGUUCCCUUAUCUAAGGACACUUACCUAAGUGCAUUUACAGCAUUUGAUAGGGAUAGGUCUGGAAAUAUCGACAUUGUUGAAUUCAUACAAGGCAUUGCAUGGCUGACUCGAUCGCAAGCUAAUCUGAAUACCCUAGAUGCUGCUGGUGAUGGCGUACCGCAACUACCUAAGAGCCACUUGGUUCGCGAUGGGAGGAAUGUCAACCUGGCGUGGAGUUCGCGACCACAGGUUGUAUUGGUGACGAAGAAAUGGGGGAGUAAUCGUGCGAAGGAGGCGCUGUUGGAGGUUGGAAGAUGGCUGAAAACUGCCUACAACUUGCGAGUUUUGAUGGACCCUAAUGAUCCGGAUGGUCUAAGAAAUAAGAGAAUAUAUUGUGCGAAAAGGUAUAAAAUUAGCGAACAUGCUCUGGGUGUGAGUCGAUUAGAAGAUGCGGUCCUCUACAGAGAUGCUGAUUUUAUAGCGAUUAACAAACCAUGGGGUUUAUCGGUCACGGAUGGUCCGAAGAUUAAAUAUAGUUCGGAAGUGCCAAUACUCAUUCACCGACUGGACACUGCUACGGCUGGCGUACAGCUCUUAGCACGACAUAAAUCAGCGGCUACUAUGGCGCGGGAUCGUAUCGGGGCUAGGUGA